AUCUCUCCUCCGCCUCUAAGAUCCUGCACCAACAUCGAAUACAGAUUAUUCUAAUGAGAGGGGGAGAGCCCUCGGGAUUGGAAAAGCUGGAGGAAGAAGAGUUUAAUACAAACAUUUCCUAAGCUCGAGCUCACGUAUAAAUCCCUCGAGAUCAUCUCUUUUGAUCAGUUAAGAGGCAAGAGACAAUGCUGAAAAGACGUCGCUCAAGCUCGAGUUUUGUAUUAAAAAGACAUCGCUCUAGUGUGGAAUUGCUACCACACGAUGUUGUAGAGCUCAUCCUCGAGAGACUUCCUGUGAAGUCUCUGCUGAGAUUCAAGUCAGUAUCCAAGCAGUGGAAGUCCACAAUCGUAUCCAACCGUUUUCAGGAACGACAGUUGAUCCGUCGCAAGCAAUCACGAGGUCCAGAUGUCCUUUUCAUCUCCCUUGAAGAAGGUGAACCUCCUAGGAGAAUUGACUUUGGUCCGUCCAUAGUUUCUACGGUCAAGCUCCCUACUAGUUGCAGUGCAGUUUGCUAUGGUAGUUGUGACGGCCUCGUAUGUCUCCAUUGUGUCAACACACCGGGUGUUGUAAUCAACCCUGCAACUAGAUGGCAACAAAGUUUACCUCUUUCCAGCUUUCAACAGCUCAAGCUCGACAAGUUCAUGAAAAAAGAUUUCCCUAUCCUACAUCAUAAGCUUGGAUUUGGUAAAGACAAAGUCAGGGGCACAUACAAACCCGUUUGGUUAUAUAAUUCAUCUGAAUAUGGCCUAGACAAUGUUACUACUUGUGAAGUUUUCGACUUUAGCACCAAAGCUUGGAGGUACCUUUCCCCUGCUUCUCCUCUUCGGGUGCUUUCUUACCAUAAACCCGUGUAUUUGGAUGGGUCACUUUAUUGGUACACCGCCUGUGAAGAAGAAACCAAGAUAUUAUCUCUGGAUCUUCACACCGAAACUUUUCAAGUCAUCUCUAAAACUCCUUUUCCCCAUGUAUCUAACCCACACAACUACACCAUGUGCAUCCUCGAUAACCGCUUGUGCGUAACGGAGAAAAACUGGUCAUCCCAAGUCAUAUGGUCGUUUGACUCUUCUUUAGGCACAUGGAAGCAAAUAUGUUCGUUAGAUCUCACCAAAACCUUUUCUUGGUUGGGGGAACCCGAAUGCGCACUCAUUCCAAUAGCAAUUCUGGAGAAGAAUAAGCUAUUACUUCAUGGUCGUGAGAACUUGCAAGCAAUGGUGAUACAUAAUCUCCAUACCAAAUCUUAUGAUUUUGUCUUUAAACCUACCACUGGCGGAGACAGUGUUUAUUAUUUCCAAAGUUUAUUUUCUGCUCUAUCAAAUUAAUUUAUUUAACCAUUGUAAUCUAACAUUAGUGCAGUUUAAUUUAAAGAUAAUUUUCUU
This is a messenger RNA of Capsella rubella, 1376 nucleotides long. RefSeq names its product F-box protein At1g11270. The record is from RefSeq and is a predicted model, not a curated record. The coding region runs from base 186 to 1319 and encodes 377 amino acids. The transcript has 2 exons. Gene Ontology annotation, molecular function: protein binding. Lineage: Eukaryota; Viridiplantae; Streptophyta; Magnoliopsida; Brassicales; Brassicaceae.